Staurois parvus is the source of this 348-nucleotide messenger RNA. NCBI's taxonomy places the organism in Eukaryota, Metazoa, Chordata, Amphibia, Anura, Ranidae. The record is from the annotation of a GenBank genome assembly.
CUAAGCAUGCAGACUGCUUCUACAAACAUUUGUGAAAGAAUGGGUCGCUCUCAGGAGCUCAGUGAAUUCAAGCAUGGUACCGUGAUAGGUUGGCACCUGAGCAAUAAGUCCAUCUGUGAAAUGUCUUUGCUACUAAAUAUUCCACGGUCAACUAUUAGUGGUAUUAAAACAGAGUGGAAGCGUCGGAUGCAGAGGUGUAAAGCAAGCUGCCACUGGAUUCUAGAGCAGUGGAGACAUGUUCUCUGGAGGGACGAAUCACACUUCUCUGUCUGGCAAUCUGAUGGAUGUGUCUGGGAUUGGCAAUUGCCAGAAGAACAGUACAUGCCUGACUGCAUUGUGCCAAGUGUA